CCUCUCCCCUCCUAGUAUUCCCCACCACUCGCCCCGCCCCUCACCUCUACUGCCGCCGCCCAGCUCGCCCGCCGCUGCCGCAAUGGACUCCGUCGCGUCGUGGGGGCUGACCCCGCUGGCCGCCGCCGACCCGGACGUCUUCGACCUCAUCGAGCGGGAGAAGCGGCGGCAGCGGAGCGGGAUCGAGCUCAUCGCCUCGGAGAACUUCACCUCCUUCGCCGUCAUCGAGGCGCUCGGCUCCGCGCUCACCAACAAGUACUCCGAGGGCAUGCCGGGCAACCGCUACUACGGCGGCAACGACGUCAUCGACGAGAUCGAGAACCUCUGCGCCGCGCGGGCCCUCGCCGCCUUCCGCCUCGACGCCGCCCUGUGGGGCGUCAACGUGCAGCCCUACUCCGGCUCGCCCGCCAACUUCGCCGCCUACACCGCGCUCCUCAGCCCGCACGACCGCAUCAUGGGCCUCGACCUCCCCUCCGGCGGCCACCUCACGCACGGCUACUACACCGCCGGCGGCAAGAAGAUCUCCGCCACCUCCAUCUACUUCGAGAGCCUGCCAUACAAGGUCAGCGCCGCCGACGGAUACAUCGACUACGCCAAGCUCGAGGAGAAGGCCAUGGACUUCCGCCCCAAGCUGCUCAUCUGCGGCGGCAGCGCCUACCCGAGGGACUGGGACUACGCGAAGCUCAGGGCGGUCGCCGACAAGGUUGGGGCCAUGCUGCUCUGCGACAUGGCGCACAUCAGCGGACUAGUCGCCGCGCAGGAAGCUGCAAAUCCUUUUGAGUUCUGUGACGUGGUUACCACUACCACGCACAAGUCUCUCCGAGGACCAAGGGCUGGCAUGAUCUUCUACCGCAAGGGCCCCAAGCCUGCAAAGAAGGGUCAACCCGAGGGUGCUGUUUACGACUAUGAGGACAAGAUCAACUUUGCCGUGUUCCCAUCGCUCCAAGGUGGUCCUCACAACCACCAGAUUGCUGCCCUUGCUGUCGCCUUGAAGCAAACCAUGACACCUGGAUUCAAGGCCUACGCAAAGCAGGUCAAGGCCAAUGCUGUCGCCGUCGGAAACUACCUCAUGAGCAAAGGAUACAAGAUGGUGACCGAUGGAACUGACAACCACCUUGUUCUAUGGGAUCUCCGCCCUCUUGGCUUGACUGGAAACAAGGUCGAAAAGCUCUGUGACCUUUGUAACAUUACACUGAACAAGAAUGCAGUCUUUGGUGACAGCAGUGCAUUGUCUCCGGGUGGUGUCCGCAUUGGUGCUCCUGCGAUGACUUCAAGGGGUCUGGUCGAGAAGGAUUUUGAGCAGAUUGCUGAGUUCCUCCACCAGGCUGUGACAAUCUGCCUGAACAUUCAGAAGCAGCACGGCAAACUUCUCAAGGACUUCUCUAAGGGCCUAGUGAACAACAAGGACAUUGAGAACCUCAAGGUUGAGGUCGAGAAGUUUGCCACCUCCUUCGACAUGCCUGGCUUCACGCUUGAGAGCAUGAAGUACAAGGAGUAAGAUGAUGCAUACGGUGCUGCUGUUGCUAAUUGUCAAUAUUUCAGAAUGGAGUACUAUCAGUUCACAAAAUACAACAUAUCCGCCUCCUCUCUACAAUGAAAAGUGUUAGAAAAACGUGAUUUCUCUAGCAACAUCCUGUCAUACCGGUCAAAGCAAUUCUCGCUGCUUCGUGCUUCAUAGAUCAUGUUGUAUUUAAAAUCUACUUUUUUUCCUUCCAGAGUGUAUCAUGUAUCAGUUUACAAUAUGCAGCAUAUAUACAUGGAGAAUUCCAGUUUGGCUCA
Molecule: messenger RNA, 1779 nt
Organism: Lolium perenne
Lineage: Eukaryota; Viridiplantae; Streptophyta; Magnoliopsida; Poales; Poaceae
Product: serine hydroxymethyltransferase 4
Biological process (GO): tetrahydrofolate interconversion
Cellular component (GO): cytoplasm; mitochondrion
Molecular function (GO): pyridoxal phosphate binding; glycine hydroxymethyltransferase activity
Source: RefSeq, a predicted model, not a curated record